Molecule: messenger RNA, 6985 nt
Organism: Mirounga angustirostris (Northern elephant seal)
Lineage: Eukaryota; Metazoa; Chordata; Mammalia; Carnivora; Phocidae
Gene: SAPCD2
Product: suppressor APC domain containing 2
Exons: 6
Coding region: 668-1876 (402 amino acids)
Source: RefSeq, a predicted model, not a curated record
CCUCUGUGACGGGAAGCGCCCAGCUGGCUGGAGCCCACGGUCCUCUUGGGACUUUCCCGGUAAAUGGGCCCCAGAGUCGGGGUGCCUGGGCCAGGGGACCCCGAGUAGGGGGCGAAGAGCCCCCAGGGAGCCAGGCGGAGAAGGUAAAUCCCUGGAGCAGGUGUGCCCCCCAUCCUUACCCCCACGAGGCCACCGGGGACAGGUUUUCCGUAGGGCCCCAGGCCCCGCCCCUCGGAGAGGGCCGAACCGCCGCGAGAGGGCUGCCGGUGGCGGGGGGAGCAGAACGGGGUCCGCUCGGGCCUCUCUCCCCCACCCGCGAGGCCGAGGGGGGCCGAGUUGCGGGACCCCGCCCCCCCUCCCCGCCGGUCCCGGGCCGCUGCGCAUCCCCGGCCGCAGCCGGCACGGCGGCGGGAGCGCGCGGGGCGGGGCCCUCGGCGGAAAAUCAAACCGGGCUGGCGGCCUCUCAGCCAAUCCGGGAGCAGACGGGCCGGCUUCGGCCAAUGGCCGCCGCGAAUGCUAAUGAGCGCUGACGCCACGAGGAGGGUCCAUUCAAAAAGUCGCAGCUAUUGUCGCGGCGCGUUGCGCGCGCCGGCCGGGCCCCGCCGUCGGGCCGCGCGGGGACGGAGCCGAGGACCGAGCCGGGGACUGAGCCCGGCGGCGGCCGCCCAUGGCCGGAGCCGCGAUGGCCGAGCCGGGCCGCGGGCCCCCCGCCGCGCCCGCGCCGGGCACCGAGGGGCUGCCGCGCGCCUUCCUGCAGAGCCUGCGCACCCUCUUCGACAUCCUGGACGACCGGCGGCGCGGCUGCGUGCACCUGCGCGAGAUCGAGUCCCGCUGGCAGGGCGCUGACGCGCGCGAGUUACCCCGCGGCGUGCUCGAGGGCCUGCGCCAGGUGGCCCCGGCCAGCGGCUACCUGACCUUCGAGCGCUUCGUGGCUGGCCUGCGCACCUCGCUGCCGAGCGCCGACGGCGGCCCGCGGGGCCAGGCCCGCGCCCCGGCCCGGGAAGGCUGCCCCGCGCGGCCCGGGGUUCAGCAGCCGCCGCCGCCGCCGCGCCUGGUGUUCGCGCCGGCCGACGAGCCGCGGACCGUCCUGGAGAGGAAGCCCCUACCCCUGGGCUCGCGGCCUCCGCCGACCGUCCCCGGCGGCGCGGCCCGCAGCCUGGAGAAGCUGUGCGGGCCAGCAGAGGCAGCGCCCGGUUCCGCGGAGCCCGAGCGGCCCCAGGGCGCGGCGCUGGAGCGCAGCCCGAGCGCGGACUCUGGUGCACUGGCCUGCAGGCCCCAGGAGCUUGGCCCGGGCGAUGCCCAUCGGGCCCCCCGUGCCCGAGGGGAACGUCGCAGACACACCAUCACCAGCGGUGUGGACUGUGACCUGCUGAAGCAGAUGCGGGAGCUGGAGCAGGAGAAGGAGGUGCUGCUGCAGGGUCUCGAGUUGAUGGCGCGGGGCCGUGACUGGUACGGGCAACAGCUGCAGCGCGUGCAGGAGUGCCAGCGCCGUCUGGGCCAGAGCAGGGCCAGCGCCGACUUUGGCAGUGAGGGGAGCCCCCUCCCACUGGGCCGGCUGCUACCCAAGGUACAGGAGGUGGCCCGGCGCCUGGGGGAGCUGCUGGCUGCAGCCUGCGCGGGCAGGGCUCUGCCCUCGUUGUCCUCGGGGCCCCCGGGCCCGGCCCCGGCCCCCGCCUCGCCCUCAGCCCCAGGCUGGCAGCAGCAGACCAUCCUCAUGCUGAAAGAGCAGAACCGGCUCCUCACGCAGGAGGUGACCAGCAAGAGUGAGCGUAUCACACGACUGGAGCAGGAGAAAUCUGCCCUCAUCAAGCAGCUGUUCGAGGCGCGCGCCCUCAGCCAGCAGGAUGCCGGGCCCUUGGACUCCACCUUCAUCUAGCUGGCCGUGGGCAUGGACACAGCCCUUAGGGCCUGGCCUGGCCGUCAGCCCAGGCAGGUACCUCUUUGAGCCCCUCUUAGGCUGAAGACCACCUGACUGGCCUGGACACAGGUUUCUCCCUCUCUUGCAUUCUGGGCUCCCCCAGGCCCCCCAGACCCCGUCAGCCCCAGGUGGAGCCAGCGGGUGGGCUGUGGGCCAGAAUGUGCCGUGGCCCCGGACACGGACUGGGUCCCAGCCUUCAUUGUGCUGACAUAGCGUGAAGCUGCUGCUGCUGCCGUCAGUGGACAGUGGGGGGCCCCCCAUGUCUACCAGAUCUCAGGCAGCUCUGGGCAGGCGGGGUUUACGCUGGCCUGUCCUCUCCGACCUGGGGUCUCCAGGGAAAGGUACUGGACCCACUAGGCUGCACUUCCGGCUGCGGCCAGCAGAGGGUGCUCGUGCACGACAGCCAGAGCCGCCUGGCAGCGGCCACUGCGAGGUCUCCCCUGGGGAGGGCUCUGUCCCCACGAGAGAUGUCAGCAUGGGCCCCCCAGGGGUGCCCCCCAAGGUUCCUUGUAGCCCACACACCCACACCGGGGCCUGCCCCACAUGAUUCAAGGUUCCCAGGUAUAGGAACCCCCCACACCCUCCCUGUCCCCCCCCCAGCUCGGUGUCAGACUUGGGCCGGUUCAGCCACAGAGCAGGAAAGCCACCGGGUCCAGGAAGAGACGAGGCAGGGUCCUUGUCAGGGACAACUCCCCACCCCUGCACCAGGCCUCCCCCGAAGGGGGAGCCUCCACCCCACAGGGACUUGCCUCCCACACCGAGGACAUGACAUCACUGUUGGGUUGUGCGGUGGGGGGGCCCCAGGCAUGGGGCGUGAGACCCCAUCAACCAGGAGAGUUUGGGCACGUAGACUCCCACAGCCCUGGAGGGUGCCGGCGGCAGAGGAGGGGUCCGGGGUGAGGGUGGCUGGCUGCCCCCUGUCGGCCCCAGCUCUGAGUUCCCCACGCUGGGCUUGCAGACGGUGAGGGGGAUUGUCCUGGGUCAGGCCCAAAUCUGCGCAGCAUGCAAGCUGCCCUCCUCGGAGGGUGGGGUGGGCUCUUCUGGAGAGCCCAAGAACCCCCAGGUCUAGACCCACGCAGGCUCUGUGGGAGGGGAGCCAAGAGAGGAAUGGGUCUUGAAGAGAAGACAGGGCCCCCAGCACCCACUGGGACAUGCAGAGCAGUGCCACCCUGGAGAAAUCCUCCCAAUUGACAGUUUGGGACCUACCCACCAGGAGUUCUUGGAUCUGCUCUCCCCCACUUCCGUCCCACGUCCUCCACACCUGACCCUGAGCCCACCCUCUCACUGGGAGUCUCUGCUCACAGGUUCUCCAAACGCAACCCGUGACAUUUCCAAAACUGAAAACUGUACCCCGCCCCCCAACCCACUCUUGAUCCUCCUGUGACCCUAUUGCUCAGGGCAGCCCCUGGGCUGAGCCUCUACAGCCUUUCCCAGGUCCUGCCAGGAGCUGGGCUGCAGCCGGACGGCCAGCCUCCUACCUCUGGUCUUUGCAAAUGGUGUUCCAUCUGCUAGAACACCCCCUCCCCGCUUCACCUUGCUCACCCCUACCCAGCCCUCCACGACAGAGCGAAGGAAUCUGAGGAAGCCAUUACAGUGAGGAGGCAGCCGUGUCCCCUGGGGUGUCUGCCCCGCCUGGAGGUUCUGCAUUCCCUCUGCUGUCUUCACAUGAGACAACACGGUGUCCGCCCCAGCUGUCUUUCACCAGGAGACCUUCCUCAGGAAGCGCCACCUCACUGCAAGAUGAGCUGGCUACAUGGAAGGCAACUCAGGGAUAGAACCCCCCUCGUCCUCGGUGCUCUACCCAGGCUGUAAACACAUGUCCUCUUUGUUUGCAGUCUGAAACCAGGCUACCUGUGGGCCCUAGACACCUCCAGGGAAGAAGUUUAAGUGGCCCCAGGUUGGCAGGUCCCGGUCAGGUGGCAGAAGCAGACCCAUCCUCUGCAAAGCACUAGUGACAUUUGGGGCUAAGUCAGGGGCGGGGGGUGCUGUCUUACGGUGUGAAGUUGAUGUUCACACCCUCAGUUGUGACAACUAAAAUGUCUCAAGAGGUUGCCAGAUGUCCCAGGAGUGGUGGUGGUAGAAACAUCGUCCCUGAUUGAGAAUCACUGCCCCAGUGAUUUCAUGUAGGUCAAGUCCCAAGGAAAAUGAGCACCUCUACGUUAAAAAGCUUCUUCACACACACCAGGAGUGCACCCACCACGACAGCCAGCAGAAAGAACAGAUUCCGCAAAAAUUUAAGAUAUUGGAAUUAUCAGAGAAUAUACAAUAACUUUUAUAUGUCUGAAGAAAUAAAAGAUUCUUGAAAAUAUAAACAAGGAAUAGUCUUUAUAGUUUCUUAUUCUGUGAAAGCAUAAGCUUUUGGUCUAUAAAGAUGAGCAAUAAAGCAUGAAAAAGCAAACAACCUAUAGAAAUAAAAUGGAAAUGAGAACCUCAAAUGGACUAAGCUUCCGAUGAAAAUUUUCAGCUGCAGAGUUAGUGAACCAGAAGAGCUUAGGAAGUGAUCCAGAACACAGCCCAGAGUCAGAACAAGAGGCGAGGGUCACUCAUCUGGUUGCAUUUCCUAGAAGAGGACAAGGAAGGGGGAGCUAUAUGAUGAUAAACUGGCUUUAAGUUUCCCCGAAUUGUCUGAAAACCUCCGUUCUCUGAUCCAGAAAUCCCAGCAAAUGCCAGCCAGGCUGAAUAGGAAGAAAGGCACAUUCUCACAAGAUCAUGAAAGAAUCCAGGGAGGAAAGCAGUUGCCUACCAGGGAGCUCAUCAGAGGCCCGGGGGAGAGGAAGGCGACGGCCAAGACAAUGUAACCACCAACACACAAGGCCAGACCCAGGGAAACCCUUUCAAGAAUGAGGGUAAUAUAAAUAAAAACAUUUCCUCCCCCCACACCCCGAAAUACCACCCACAGGACUUCACUAAAGAAAAUUCUGGAGGAAGGACUUCAGAAAAAAGGCAGAAGUCAAGAAGGAGCCCUAAAUAAGGAUGAGCUAUAUCUACUGCUGCAGAAUGAAUUAACUUGAGGCGCAGUGGUUUAAAGCAAUAGGUCUUUUCUUGCUGUUUCUGUGGGUGAGGAGCUCGGGAGCAGUCGCACUGGACGGUCCGGCUUGGAAUGUCCUGUGGCCGCAGGUGAGGUGUCUGCUGGGGCCACUGUCUCCAAAGGGCCGGCUUCCAAAAUGGCGCCCUCACGAGGCAGCUGGUAGAGCACCUGGAUUCCUUGUCUCCGUGUCCUCGCAGCGCUCCAUCUGCUUCCCCUAGAGCAGAUGACCCGAGAGCGCCUCUGCGAGGACCUUGGCUCAGGAGUCACUGAGUCACAACGUCACCUCUUUCUUACCUCUGAUGCUUAGAAGCCAGUCCUCAGUCCAGUCCUUUCUCAAGGGGUGUAGGAGGGGAAUCAGGCACCACCUUUUCAAGGAAGGAGAAUCAAAUAAUCUGUGGACGUAUUUUAAAGCCAAUCAAAAUACAUCAUUAAGUCUAAGCCAACAUGGACUAUAUACACAAGAGUAGUAAUAAUAGUAAUCGUGCUAAUGGGGGGACCCAGGAGAGAACUGAGAUCAUGUAGAAAGGGCACGCAGGUAGGGGAGCCUGGAGCUGAGGCAUUCUUAGUGCUCGAAUUGUUCACAAGAAGGGAAAAGAUACUCACUUUAGAUUUCGUUAAGUAUGUAUAUUAGGGGCGCCUGGGUGGCUCAGUCGGUUAAGCGACUGCCUUCGGCUCAGGUCAUGAUCCUGGAGUCCCGGGAUCGAGUCCCGCAUCGGGCUCCCUGCUCGGCGGGGGGUCUGCUUCUCCCUCUGACCCUAACCCCUCUCAUAUGCUCUCUCUCAUUCUCUCUCUCUCAAAUAAAUAAAUAAAAUCUUUAAAAAAAAAGUAUGUAUAUUAAAAUAACUAGGAGAGUCAGGUAAAAUAGUGAUUAUCCAGCAUACACCUUCCCAAGAACGGAGGGGCAGGUGCACAGGGUAAGAAGAGGAAAAAGUUCAGUCUUAGAGAAAAACACAAUAAGGUGAUGGAGAUAUGUUGGUAAUCACAAUGUAUGUGAGUGGACUCAACUCUAGUUUAUUUUUUUUUUAAUUUAAAUUCAAUUAACACAGUGUAUUAUUGGUUUCAGCAGUAGAGGUCAGUGAUUCAUCAGUUGCAUAUAAUACCCAGUGCUCAUGACGUCAUAUGCCCUCUUAAUGCCCAUCACCUGGUUACCCCAUCCCCCACCCACCUCCCCUCUGGCAACCCUCAGUUUGUUUCCUUUUUUUUUUUUUUAAAGAUUUUAUUUAUUCAUUUAUUUGACAGAGAGAGAACAAGCAGGGGGAGCGGUAGAGGCAGAGGGAGAAGCAAGCUCCCCGCUGAGCAGGGAGCCUAAUUCAGGGCUCGAUCCCAGGACCCCAGGAUCACGACCUGAGCCAAAGGCAGACGCUUCACCAACUGAGCCAUGCAGGCGUCCCCAUUUUCAACUUCCGGAGGAACCUCCAUACUGUUUUCCAGAGUGGCUGCACCAGCUUGCAUUCCCACCAACAGUGUAGGAGGGUUCCCCUUUCUCCGCAUCCUCGCUAACGUCUGUCGUUUCCUGACUUGUUAAUUUUGGCCGUUCUGACAGGUGUGAGGUGGUAUCUCAUUGUGGUUUUGGUUUCUAUUUCUCUGAUGCCGAGCGAUGUUGAGCAUUUUUUCAUGCGUCUGUUGGCCAUUUGGAUGUCUUCUUUGGAAAAAUGUCUGUUCGUGUCUUCUGCCCAUUUCUUCACUGGAUUCUUUGUUCUUUGGGUGGUGAGUUUGGUAAGUUCUUUAUAGAUUUUGGAUACUAGCCCUUUAUCUGAUAUGUCAUUUGCAAAUAUCUUCUCCCAUUCUGUUGGUUGUCUUUUGGUUUUGUUGACUGUUUCUUUUGCUAUGCAAAAGCUUUUUAUCUUGAUGAAGUCCCAAUAGUUCAUUUUUGCCCUUGCUUCCUUGCCUUUGGAGAUGUAUCUAGCAGGAAGUUGCUGCAACUAAGGUCAAAGAGGUUGCUACCUGUGUUCUCCUCGAGGAUUUUGAUGGAUUCCUGUCUCACAUUGAGGUCUUUCAACCAUUUGGAGUCUAUUUUUGUGUGUGGUGUAAGAAAAUGG